Molecule: messenger RNA, 438 nt
Organism: Lagenorhynchus albirostris (white-beaked dolphin)
Lineage: Eukaryota; Metazoa; Chordata; Mammalia; Artiodactyla; Delphinidae
Gene: KCNE5
Product: potassium voltage-gated channel subfamily E regulatory subunit 5
Exons: 1
Coding region: 1-438 (145 amino acids)
Biological process (GO): potassium ion export across plasma membrane; regulation of ventricular cardiac muscle cell membrane repolarization; regulation of heart rate by cardiac conduction
Cellular component (GO): membrane
Molecular function (GO): voltage-gated potassium channel activity involved in ventricular cardiac muscle cell action potential repolarization; potassium channel regulator activity; delayed rectifier potassium channel activity
Source: RefSeq, a predicted model, not a curated record
AUGAACUGCAGCGAGAGCCAGCGGCUGCGGACCCUGCUGAGCCGCCUGCUGCUCGAGCUGCACCACCGGGGCAACGCCAGCGGCCUGGGCGCCGGCCCCGGCCCGAGCAUGGGCAUGGGGGUCGUGCCCGACCCCUUCGUGAGCCGCGAGGUGACCAGCGCCAAGGGCAACGACGCCUAUCUCUACAUCCUGCUCAUCAUGAUCUUUUACGCCUGCCUGGCCGGAGGCCUCAUCCUGGCCUACACCCGCUCCCGCAAGCUCGUCGAGGCCAAGGACGAGCCGUCCCAGGCUUGCGCCCAGCACGAGUGGCUCCCGGGAGGUGCCCCGGCCGCCGCCGACGCUGAGACGGCCGCCGGAUCGCCCGCCGAGGACCGCCGCCCGCCCGGCCCCGCCGCGCUGCCCGCCCCGGCCCUCGUCCGGGCCGCCGAGGGGGUCUAG